Messenger RNA from Homarus americanus (American lobster), 5763 nucleotides. RefSeq lists its product as uncharacterized. The transcript has 3 exons. The record is from RefSeq and is a predicted model, not a curated record. The coding region runs from base 96 to 4094 and encodes 1332 amino acids. Gene Ontology annotation, cellular component: nucleus. Gene Ontology annotation, molecular function: DNA-binding transcription factor activity, RNA polymerase II-specific; RNA polymerase II transcription regulatory region sequence-specific DNA binding. NCBI's taxonomy places the organism in Eukaryota, Metazoa, Arthropoda, Malacostraca, Decapoda, Nephropidae. Gene Ontology annotation, biological process: regulation of transcription by RNA polymerase II.
UAUAAACAUACACUUGAGGAUGAUAGAGCUGUGGCUGUCUUGUAGUUGUAGUAACCUCUGGUGCUCUGCAAUUAUGUUGAUGUGUAUCAGUCAAGAUGACCAGUGCAGGCAACAAACCCAGUAAUGUCCAAGAAACCUCAAGUAAGAGUGAUCAAGAGCCAGGAACUGUCGUGGCCUUUGUUUCCAGCCAACCAGAUAACUUGGCAAAAUGCACACCAGAUGUGGACAGUGUGGUCAAGAACUCCAAGGGUGUUCAGUAUUCUUCCAGGAAAAGUAAAAAUGAAGAAGAAAAUGACAUGGUUGAUAUUCAUGUUAAUGUACCAAGUGAACCAGAACAAAACUCUAGAGCUGUUGUAACUGAAGCUCACAUUGUUAGGCCAAGUGAAGGUGAACACGAUUCAACCACAAGCAUCACUGGUAUAUGUAUCAGUGAUAUUGGUAACACAAAAGAAGAGCUCGUCACCAUAAAUAUAAAUGAUACUAUUCCCAAUGACACGUCUAGUGGUAAACAAAAUCAUGCCAGCAGUGAUGGUAACAUGAGUGGUGCCAUCACAACAUCCACUGGAUCUCGUGUAAUUCUCUCCUCGCCUUUAAUCACAGCUGCUUCCACCAAGGUAAAAAAUGUCUUUACUCAUAAGAUGAAGAACACCGUUGCUAGCGACGGCCGCAAGUAUGUAUCAUCUAAUCGGAGAAAUGGUACAUCAGUUUUUAAUAAACAGAAUGUAAGAAAUAUUGUACCAAGAAAUUUGCAGAGUAAUGAAUCUCCAGUUGUUUCAUCUAAACUCCAUAGUGUUUGUGCAGAUGAUGCUUCAAGUAGCAACAACGUAAAGAUAAAAAGGACGGGCUCAGUUGUUGUGAGAACUAUUUCCCCACGUACAAUACGUAAUGUUCCUGCAAGUUAUUCCUCGAGCAAAACUGGUUUUUAUGUUGAUCCUUUGGGUACUAUAUUGAUAACAAGGGAAAUGGAUGAUGGAAGAUUCUGUGGCUCUGCUCAGGCAAAGGUUCCCACUGUUCAGUGUACAAAACUUGACAAACUUUUGUCAAGCACUCCGACUUUGCAAAGCAAUUUACAAGUUAUUGAGCAUCAUGGUCUCAGAAAUUCAGAUGGUAAACCGUCAACCAGUCAAGACAGUUUCAUUGAGAACUCUUCAACACGCUCCUCUUGUAAUGAUGACAUCUUAAUCUCAAGACAGCUUGAUGAUGAACUGGCUGAUAAAGAUGAUGAUGAUGAUAUUGCUGAAGCUAAUAACACAGUUGCAAUGGAAAUUACCAAAAAAAUCUCAAGCAGUGAAACAGUGGGUCAGAUUAAUAAUGUGUAUAAUGAUGUACAAGUUGGCGGUGACCAGAGGUGCUGUUUCUGCAGGAGUGUGUUAACCAGAGAAGAGAGGAUUACUUGCAUGGCACUCAGUAAACCUCUUCCCUCAAGUUUGCUGGACCCCAUUUCUCUUUUGCACUGCUUAGGCAUAACUUCCCCAUUACCAGCUUGUAGACCUUCCUUGGACAGCUCAUCCAUUAUUGUGUGUCAACAAUGCUACUCUUUAGUGUCAGAUGGUGAUGUUGUGUAUCAACAGUUAUUAUCUAUUACUUCACAUAUGAGGCAACUUUGGCCCAAAAAUAUUGGAGACAUAAUUCCAGCUGCCUUUGGUUCAGACAGCAAUAAAGUGUGUCUGAAGAUGAACCAGAUAGAGAAAACAUCACAAAAUAUGCAGCUAUCUCCUAAAUCUUCAAAAAAGUACGGUCUUAUUUUACCAAAACCAAUCAUGGCAGGGGAGUCUCCUGUAGUACCAAGUGGUACAACUGAGAAGGUACCAAAGGUGAGAGUUAAACAAAAACCUUCCUCUAAUAAAAUGCGCAUUUGUGGAUUUUGUGGAAUGGAUUUAUAUGGUGAUGAUGACUGGAAUCUUCACCAAGUUGCUGUACACAGAAUAGAGCGGAAAUGGCAAUGGUUUAACUUACAACCAACUCUCAAAACACUUCUUGCAAAGGAGAUACAACAUAGUAAUAUGAGGCAGAGUUGUGAAGUUUUGACACCAAACUUGAAGUGUGAAAAGAACAAUAUAUGCAAAUGUACUGCAUGUAGUACCGAGUUCUCAAUGCGCGACGAGUUGGUGGAACACCUCCGCCACUACCACAACAUGGUCAUUGAUGAAGAAUUUUUAUCUUCCAUAUUAGAGGAUACAGAUACAAUGGAUUGGAGUAAUGAUAGACAGGGAACAGUUGUGGAAAAUCCAGUACAAAUUAAAUCAGAAAUGAUGUGGGAUGAGCAUGGAAGAGCGAGGAGUUCAGUGAGUGAUGUUGAACGUGAUGAUGAUGUGUAUGAUAAUGAUACAGGGGCUUAUGAAGGUGUAAGAAAACAUGUAAUCAUAAACAAUGUAAAAAAAAAAAAAAAUCACAUACACACAGAAGAUCAGGCUCUACCAGCUCCAGAUGAAUGCCACAAUUAUAUUGGAGCUUGUGGAAAUAAAGGAAGCUUAAUGUAUAAAACAGAGAGUUCAGAGAAAAACCAGAACACAGAAUUGCAUUGUAAAAUCUGUGCAAAGCUGUACAAAACUCAAAUGGACCUUGAUAAACAUGAACAGUUAGAGCAUCCAAGAUCAGUCAGAACAAAUAAGAAGAUAGACAAAGAAAAUAAUCUUCAGACAUCACUUGGUGAUGGUCACUCAUUACCAAUGCUGCUGAGGGCUAGAACUAAAGUUACUUGCAAACUCUGCAACCAGGUUUGUGACAGCUUUGUAGAUCUAAACAAUCACAUAGACAGCUGCCAUGAGAAUUCUGUUGUUAUUCUGGAAGGGGAUGGUUAUGGGGGAGUCAUUGACCGUCGCUUAGAGAUGUCUUUAGCUCUUGGCUCAGAUGCUGAACAUAUACAAAAGGGAGCUGAAGGGCCUGAAUUACAAGUGAAUGUUACAAAGGGGCCUGAGAAAUCCCGAAGUUUUAUGUGCAAAUCCUGUGGAGAAACAUUUGUUAACCGCCUGUUACUGGUGAGACACAAACGUUCAGCUCAUGGUGAUGUAUGUGGGGUGGGUGGAGCUAAUGGCUUAGUGAUGGUAGAGUGUGAGCUCUGUGGUAGGAGAUUGCAUGGAAUAGGAUCCCUUCGACUUCAUAUGUCAAAGGUACACAAACGAUCACAAAAGCCUCCAUUGAAACACCGCUGUAAAAUGUGUAUAUACCACUCCAGGACACGUAACCAGUUGGAGAAACAUAUGCAGGAAAAACAUGGUUUGAAUGUGUUACCACCAGUUGAAUGUAAAGAAUGCGGUAAAAUGUACAGUGCUAAGUAUAUUGAUAUACACAUUGCAAAUAUGCAUGAAAAUCAGAAGAAGUUUUCUUGUAACUUCUGUUCUAUGAAGUUUAAUAUAAAAUCAAGCCUAAAAUGCCACAUCUCCUAUGAGCAUGCCAACAACAAGUGGCAGUGUGAUAAAUGCCACAUUCAGUUUGAAAAGUAUCACCAAUUGCGACAACAUAAAAUUUAUGUCCACAGUACUAAAAUCUACCCUUGUCAACAGUGUGGGAAGACCUUCAAGCGUAAGAGUGAUGUGACAGAACAUGGAAAAAGAAGACAUCAAGAGAAGGUGCCAAGUGAGUGUAAUUAUUGCACUAAAGUUUAUGCCGACCGUAAAAAGCUGCGAACUCAUUUGAUAAAGAAACAUGGGGUAGCUUGGGAGGACACCUUGUCCAAGAGCUAUGCUCGUCAUCAGCGAGAAAAUAACUGUUUGCGUAAACGUCAGCCAAGAAACUCGAGAAUGCCCCGGAAUUUAUCGUGUGAUGAGGAGGUUGGUGGCAUUGAAAUCCAACAAGACAUUGAAAUUCAGCAGGGUCAGUAUGAGUUUGAUCAUAAUGGACAACAAGUUCAUUAUGAACAGCAGCAGAAUGGGGAAGGCUUCUAUGAAGAGCAAUACCAACAUGAUGACCCUCAUCAAAAUUUCCAGGAGCAACACUGUAUGCAGCUGGAAGAGGGAACCAUCACCACAUAUGAAGGUGCUAACAUAGGGACAUUGGAAGAUGAGCAGGAGUACAAUGUUGUCCAAGUUACUGAAGGAACAGAAGAUAUCACCAAUGUAGCAAGCAUCAGCUAUAUUAUUCUGGAGGAGUCCUAGUGAUGAAUUUAAUCUUAUGAUGUUUAAAAAAUUUAGUGAAUAUGAAUUAACUGUCAUGCCUCAUCAGUGUUUAUUCCAGAUCAAAUUUCACUAGCGCACUCAUUUAUAUAAUGUAUAUAUUCCCUGUUUGUUGACUGUCUAACCUUCAUUUUUAUCCUUAUGCAUCACCCACCUCUGAGUCAAGAGAGGCUUGUGUAAUGUGUAGCCUUGACCAAGUAACACCAUGACUGCAAAAUUAUCAUUGCUCAGUAUUUGCAUUAACUUGCCUCUCAAAGUACUUAUAUCUUCUUCAGCAGCAUUCCCAUAUGCUGUUUAAAGUGCUAGACUAUUUCACAGUUUUAGUGUGUACAGUACAGUAUUGUGCUGCCCUUUACUGUGAAGACUUUCAUCUGACAAAAGUUGUAAGAGGUGCUCCUUAUUCCUGUGUGAAUACAGUGGGGUCUCAUUUUGUGCUGGUAUGUCGUACUGGUACAUGUCUGUGCAUCGGAAAUCAGCGCAAAUGAUGCCCUUUAACAUGUGUUAAAAUUGCUUUAUUGUACUGGACUUGCCAGAUAGAAUGACUUUGGGUAACCAACUUAACCUUCCGAAAAUGACACGUAAUGUCACAUAAACUGAAUCUAGAUUAUUAAAUAAAUAUUUUAUGAAACCCGAGAAAUUUAAUUACUGUAUGUGAUACUCCACCUAAUAGUGGAUGUGAGGGAAGCUCUGGGAGACUAUGGGGGUCCAAGGCAGGGGGUGAAGGCUAGUCGGAUCCAAAGCCUUCAAAAUCAACUGCAGGCACUUGUAAAGUGACUUCAUCUUCAUCAUCAAUCUCCUGAGUGCCAGGGUCCUCGUCACUGGAUUCUCCUUGAAUUGUCGAGGUCUAAAGUAGGCAGUGGUGAGAGUUUGGUGACGGCAUUUAAAUUCCUGGUAACAUUGUCUGUAGGUUUCCACCAAACUGUUUUGCAAGCUGGGCUCAGCACUCAUUAAAGCAUCCUUGAGUUCUUCAGUGUUGCUGAUAACUUGCGUCACCUGCUGCGGAGUCAUACUUUAGUACCACCACCACACCACCAACACUGAUUUAGCUUGUCGUUUUAUUUUGAAGUCAAAUUAUAUAUCAUAUUUUGUUCCAUUAUUUAACCCCCUAGCCCUGGCCUAGGGUGCCGCUGGCCUUGUCCCCCCACGCGGGGGUGAAUCAAGAAAAAUAAAAACUUUUCCAAAAAUAAUUUUUAACCCUUUUAAAUGAAAAAACAAUAAAAAAAGAAGUAAGAAAAGCUAUAUAUUGAUCCUCGAGAACAGUGGUUCCCAAACUUUUUAACAUGACGCCCCCUUUUACUUUUUGCGAAGUCCUCACCCCCUUAUAAACAAGCAACUGGCAGCAGUGGGCAACAUCAGUUGUUUCACCGCACUGUAUUGCAAAAAAAAUGGGACGCUCUUAUUUUGUCAAACUUUUUCUUUUAUGUCAUCUGUAAGUUCAUCAAUGAGACUCUUCACUGUGUUAUCAGACAGGGAAAUCUUAGAUAACUUUUCUGGCUUUUGUCUCCAAGCACAAUAUUUGCAGCACUCAACAAGCUUGGCUUUACAAGAGUCUCCCCAAUAGGGGGCAGGGAAAAAACAAUUUUAUUUGAGUUGCCGGCUGCACUUUUCAGGCACGGCUUGUAUGGCUGUAACAAACACCUGUGUAAAAUUU